Molecule: messenger RNA, 1478 nt
Organism: Arachis duranensis
Lineage: Eukaryota; Viridiplantae; Streptophyta; Magnoliopsida; Fabales; Fabaceae
Exons: 3
Coding region: 505-1125 (206 amino acids)
Biological process (GO): spliceosomal complex assembly; regulation of mRNA processing; protein phosphorylation
Molecular function (GO): ATP binding; protein kinase activity
Source: RefSeq, a predicted model, not a curated record
UAUUUGAAGUACAUACAAGAAGAAUCGAUAAGUGCUAGCGUAACAGAAUUUAAUUGGGAUCUUAAAUAUGCAGGAGCCCAAAUCCUUCUUACCAAGGUUAACUAGUUCUUUAUUUAUUUAUGAAAAAGUGUUUUAAUUAAUUGGUGUGUAUCUUAUUAAUAAUUAGAGUUAUAUAACAGAAAAAUAAUCUAAGGUGGUUGUUGAUGAUGUUGAAAUUUAGUAGUCCUAUAUAUAUUUUUCAGCUUUUGAUUAUACUUUUUCCAAAAACAACACCACCACCCUUUCCCUUCCAUGCUUUCACAUGACUUGAACAAAACAAAGUUUGAAUCCUUUCAUGGUGGAGAAGCAUUAGCAACCCUCACCUUCUUCUCUAACCCAUUGGGGAACCUGAAUCAAUCAAUUUUAGUUUCUCUUUCUUUAAUGGGUAGAAUCUUCCUGUGCUAGUGUUAAAGGUCACACUUUUGCAAGAACCCAGUUGCAGAUUUGUCCUUGUUUCAGUUGAAGAUGGGUAUUUGCAACCAGGAUGCAGUCAAGCAAUUGCAAUCCAUGAUGGAAAAUGAACAUGCAUCAGAAAAUGAGAUUGACAAUGUUUUAUCAUCAUAUGUUGCUCUCAAGAUCCAAAAAAGUGCAGCCCAGUUUGUUCAGGCAGCACUUCAUGAGAUUGAUGUUCUUUCAUACAUUGCUAAGGGUGACCCUUCAAAUUCGAAGUUUGUUGUUCAAUUAAUUGACCACUUUAAACACACUGGCCCGAAUGGGCAGCACCUUUGCAUGGUUAUCGAGUUUCUUGGUGAUAGCUUGCUACGUCUGAUCAAAUAUAACCGAUACAAAUGCCUUCCAUUGAAUAAAGUUAGGGAAAUGUGCAAAUACAUUUUGAUUGGUUUGGAUUACUUGCACAGAGAACUUGGUCUAAUCCACACUGACCUCAAACCUGAAAAUAUUCUUCUACUUUCAACCAUUGAUGCUGCCAAAGACCCUUUUCAAUCUGGACAAUCCCCAAUUCUGGAGAGGCCCGAGGGAAGCAUCAACGGUGGAGUCACAAGCCUUAUUGAGAAAAGAUUUCAUACUCUGUUGGAACUUGCCUUUCUUUCUAAUACUUUCUACUCUCACAGUCACAUGAUAGAUUGAAUGGGCUGAAUCAAGGAGGACCAAGACAAAGAGCAGAAGCUUUGGCUGCUUUAAACUCUGCAUUUAAAUCAUCAUCCGGAACCAAAAGUUCUAGUCCUAAGACAACCGAAAGAAGUCAUGGAUCACAAAGAGCAGCAGCAGUAGCUGCUCUUUCUCAAGUUCUUACUGCUGAGAAGAAGAAACAAUCACCUUAUUCUUCUCUUGCUGAGAAGAAGAAACAAGAGGACUAUGAUGAUGAUGAGGAUGAAGAUGACACUGAAGACUAUAGCUGAUAGUUUUAGUAUGGUUGAACAAUAUACUAGGAAUUAUAGUUGAUGAUCAACACAUUUUGUUUAUGUUUUGAAUUAUAUUGA